Molecule: messenger RNA, 4741 nt
Organism: Acinonyx jubatus (cheetah)
Lineage: Eukaryota; Metazoa; Chordata; Mammalia; Carnivora; Felidae
Gene: ALDH1A2
Product: aldehyde dehydrogenase 1 family member A2
Exons: 15
Coding region: 1535-2971 (478 amino acids)
Molecular function (GO): aldehyde dehydrogenase (NAD+) activity
Source: RefSeq, a predicted model, not a curated record
CUCCUGAUCCGAUUCUCGGGGUCCGGACUGUAGCGGGGGAGGCGUCGGCACCGCUUCGACUCAUGGGGGUUAGAAGGGUUCCCGCCAGGUGGGCCACGCAACCCGGCCGCUUUUCCCAGCGGCCCUGCGCCUUCAGGGGCCGCUGGGCUGCUAGUCCCCGCUCGGUCCUCGGAAGCCCGUGGUGCGGAGCGGCUUUUCGGGAGGGGCCGACAGGGCGCGCGAAGCUUGGGCCGCCCUUAACGCAUCGCGCCGAAACCUGGACGCUGCCUCCCGGCGCCUCCGGCUUGGGCAUUUCGUUCGGCAUUUGUAGGCAGUGGCAGUUCUGCUGGACAACGCAGAAACUCUCGAAAUUGGUGUGCAUUAACGGGCUCGCUCUCGGACUGAAAAGGAAUCACUUUUUAUAACGAACCCUGACAUUUUGGGUUUGCCAAGCAGGAUUUGUUGCUGGGCCAUAUAAAAAAGGAUACGUAUGCCCUACCUUCAUUAAUGGGAAUUGAAUUCACUUUCUACGAAUUCCACAUGGAAAAAAAUAUAUUGAUUAGAUACACGGAGUGAUUAUAAAGUUAUAACAUGGUGGGGGGAAAAAGAUGGGAUUUAAUGUCAUGUUCCUUGGAGCUCAUUUUACAGUUCUCUUGUUUUUCUAUUACUUUCAAUUGAUUUCUACCCCAGAUUGUUCCCGAUAAACCAAAGCGCGUUUCCCAGACACACAAUACGGUUAAAGUUGUUUUCCAUCAUUCUUACUACAGGAUAAACUAAAUUUGUUGAGAAGUGUAUUGUUUAGUUCUGGCUUAAUGGUUGAAAGAGAAAUUUUUUAAAUAUCCGAAUUUUGAAAUUUUACUUGCAUUGAGUUUUAGGAUGCAAAUCAAGGUGAUUCGUGUUCUAAGUGCCCGAUUCAUGAUGGAUUUGAUGUACCUGUUAGCUUUUUUAGAUGGUGUGACAAAUUUUUGAAAGCCAUUUUAAUGGGAGGUCGUUAGUGGUUACAGCCAUUUAGGCACUGUUUGCAUAACAAUAGUGCCAGUGCGUGGCACAUCUCUGGGUUUGGGAACGAGCAGGGAAAUACACAGCAUAAACGCUUUGUUUUAUGAGGGUCGCUAACCUCUCCAGCCCCUCUUUAAAGAUCUUAAGAUUCAGGAUCUCCCUGUGAGACGGGACCCUACUCUCAUACUUUGGAAGGUUCGAUUUUAGUCUUAGCUUUUCAUUGGGAUUUUCCUCACAGCCCCGGAAAGGAGUUUUAGCAUCUGAUUCUGUGAGGAGCUAGAACAGAGGGAAGAAAGGAACAUUAAUGGAGUACUAACCUACUAAACUACUAAACUAGAAGAGAAAAAAUAAAAGACAACUGAAAAUCAGAGCAAAUGUGCAUUGGAUUUUUAUUAACAACGAGUGGCAGAACUCAGAGAGUGGGAGAGUGUUCCCUGUCUAUAAUCCAGCCACAGGAGAGCAGGUGUGUGAAGUUCAAGAAGCAGACAAGGCAGAUAUAGACAAAGCAGUGCAGGCAGCCCGCCUGGCUUUCUCUCUUGGUUCAGUGUGGAGAAGGAUGGACGCUUCAGAAAGAGGCCGUCUGUUGGAUAAGCUUGCAGACUUGGUGGAGCGAGACAGGGCAGUUCUUGCAACCAUGGAAUCCCUAAAUGGUGGCAAACCGUUCUUGCAAGCUUUUUACGUGGAUUUGCAGGGGGUCAUCAAAACUCUUCGGUACUACGCAGGCUGGGCUGAUAAAAUUCACGGGAUGACCAUUCCUGUAGAUGGAGAUUAUUUUACUUUUACAAGACACGAACCCAUAGGAGUGUGUGGACAGAUCAUCCCGUGGAACUUCCCCCUGCUGAUGUUUGCUUGGAAAAUUGCUCCAGCUCUUUGCUGUGGCAAUACAGUAGUUAUUAAACCAGCAGAACAAACACCACUCAGUGCGCUCUACAUGGGAGCCCUCAUCAAGGAGGCUGGCUUUCCGCCGGGAGUCAUCAAUAUUUUGCCAGGAUACGGGCCAACGGCUGGGGCGGCAAUAGCUUCUCACAUUGGCAUAGACAAGAUUGCAUUCACAGGGUCAACUGAGGUUGGAAAGCUUAUCCAAGAAGCAGCUGGAAGAAGUAACUUGAAGAGAGUAACUCUGGAACUUGGAGGGAAAAGCCCCAAUAUUAUUUUUGCCGAUGCUGAUUUGGACUAUGCUGUGGAGCAGGCUCACCAGGGGGUGUUCUUCAACCAAGGCCAGUGCUGCACCGCGGGGUCUCGCAUCUUUGUGGAGGAGUCCAUCUAUGAGGAGUUUGUGAGAAGAAGUGUGGAGCGGGCCAAGAGGCGCAUAGUGGGGAGUCCCUUUGAUCCCACCACUGAGCAGGGACCCCAGAUUGACAAGAAACAGUACAACAAGAUCCUGGAACUCAUCCAGAGUGGUGUGGCAGAGGGUGCCAAGCUGGAAUGUGGAGGCAAAGGACUGGGCCGAAAGGGAUUCUUCAUAGAGCCCACGGUGUUUUCCAAUGUCACCGAUGAUAUGCGGAUUGCCAAGGAGGAGAUCUUUGGCCCCGUUCAGGAGAUUCUGAGGUUUAAGACAAUGGAUGAAGUGAUCGAAAGAGCCAAUAACUCAGACUUUGGACUUGUGGCAGCUGUCUUCACUAAUGACAUCAACAAGGCCCUCACGGUGUCUUCUGCAAUGCAGGCGGGGACUGUUUGGAUCAAUUGUUACAAUGCCUUAAAUGCCCAGAGCCCCUUUGGGGGAUUCAAGAUGUCUGGAAAUGGGAGAGAAAUGUGGCAGUGCCGCACCCUUCUGUGCAAUGUUGUGGAGACAGUCAGUCUUUGCCGUCAAGAAACGGUUACUGCUCAGGAUAUGACAGCUUUCUGUGCUCCUCAGAGGAGAGCUGGGCUGUCCACUCAUCAGACAUUUCUACAUGGAAACCCAGGGCCUGCUGUUAGCAGGGGGGAGUUUGGCUUGCGAGAGUACUCGGAGGUGAAGACGGUGACAGUAAAGAUCCCUCAGAAGAACUCCUAAGAAGGCCAAGGGGGAAGGUGGAGGCCAUCCCGCAGGACUCUCCCUCUCUGCUCUCCCUGGGGGGCCCGGCUCUCAGGAAUCCAAAGUCCGUACUUGGUCCUUAUUUAAAGUGAAAUAAUGACACGUAGGCCAGGCCAGUCAGUGGGUAAUGAAAGCAGACCAUGUGGGCACCAUUUCCUGGCACUCUGUAAGGGUUCACCUGAAUAAUACCAAAUACUGGGGAAAGGGGAUGGAGAGCAGAGGAGUAGCUGUCAGGGACUUCGAUCUCUCCAGAGGGAUGGGCUGGCGCCUUUUGUCACAAAGAACUUUCCUCCUGAGGGAAGGUUGUCCUUCCAUUGUCUUCAUUUUCCCCUUUCCAGCCUCUCUCUGCUCACCCAUCCCUCCCACCCCUGCAAGGAGAUCUCAGCUGAGCUCAUUUGGGGCAGAUGUUUGGGCCGGGAACAAUUUUCCAAGGUUUUGCAGCCAAAUUACCAUUUCAUGUUAUCCACUUCUUCAAAGCAAAACAUGAAAUGGUUUUAGUUAGAGCCAGACCAGACUGAAAAUGCCAGGAGCUGGUACACUGCAGAUGUACCAAGAAGCAAGAACUGGGGACGUUCCUGACCCAGUCUGGCUUUCUUACAUCCAUAAAUAACACGAGCAAAAGAGCAGGAAGAUGGAGAUCUGGAGAUCAUCCUAUGUAGUUCACAACUUCUGAUCUGGCUGCUUGGCUUUGGGGCGUGUGGGUGCACGUGUGUUUACUUCCUUCUGGGUGAUUCUGGAAUAAGGUGGGGGCAGGGGGGGUUGUUUUUCAUAGAUUGAUAAGAUCUUUUUCCAAAGCUUAUCUUAACAACCCAGAAAUAAAUGGCUGGGCUCAAGAAUUUGGUAAAAGGUAAUGCUGGGGGCCUUGCAGAAAUAAUUUCAUUUUCAGUACUGGCUGACAAUUCUUACUAAGUGAAUUAUCUCUGCAGUUGGACUCUUCAGCCUCUGUCCCCCGCCCCCCAUUGCCCCAGCACUGCUACUCCCAGUGCUCUGGCUGUCACUUUGGCCUAUCGUGCCCUAAAUCCACUGGCAGUAACCCUGGAGAACCUGAGCAAGCCUGCAGAUUCCGUGUCACUCGCAGACUUGAAGCGUGCCACGAUUGCCACGCUCCACCAGACCUCCGCCGACUCAUCCAGCGGCUCGUCCACGUCCACAUGGCAUUUUCCUUCCCAGCCUCCCCAGGAGCCUCCCAAGGGGGAGGCACCAAGCGGUGCCCCUCCCUCCCCUCCAGUCACACCCUCCUCUCCUGCUUUCCAACGCAUCCACCGCAUCCACCGGUUGAUGGACAGCAUCACCUUCCUUUCCUCCUUCCGCUUUCCUGGCUGCCGAAGUCAGUCCGGUCUGUAACGUAGAUGGAGAUCAUUUAUUUAAAAGUACCAAACAUAGCCUAGAGUACAUGGAAUAUGGCCAACACAUAUAUAGCCUUCUGUAUUUAAUGGGUUUCUGCUUUCUAACCAUCCCGGGUUUCUAUUUAUAAGUCUUGUCUAUUCAUGAUGUUUAAAGAAAUCCCUCCUCGCUGUUAUUUACGAACGGCAGUGCAUUCAGUGGCCCGAUGCCUUGAGAGACGCCACACCUCUGAGCCCUUCCAUGUGACUGUCAUGCUCUCCUUAUAGCUUGUGUCCAAGUGAACAUAUCCAUUAACCAGCUAGUUACCUUUCAACUGCAGUAUAGAAUGUGAAAAUGAAGAUUUAUUUCUUUUAAUUUACUUAAAAAGAAACCUCUGUGCUAGCAAUAAAGCAUUUAUAUUGUGUA